AUGCGCUUGAUGCUCCGUGAAGGGUUUCCAUGUAGUGUUACUAGUGAUUACUUGGAGUAUUCUCUCUGGAGAGGCAUUCAGGGCAUCGCUGCUCAAGUUGGUGUUCUUGCCACGCAAUCUUUGUUAUAUGUUGUUGGAUUGGGUAAAUGGGCGAUUCCAACUGCUGCAACUGUGAAUUGGGUGCUCAAAGAUGGAAUUGGGUAUCUAAGUAAAAUCUUUUUGUCAAAAAUUGGUCAACAUUUUGAUGUGAAUCCAAAGGGAUGGAGAUUGUUUGUUGAUUUCAUGGAAAAUGAUGCUUUUGGUAUGGAAAUUUUGACACCUACUUUCCCUCAUCUUUUUGACCCAUUGGUGAUGUUAUUAGAGCAAGGCAAUCUGCAACUGCACUAA
Molecule: messenger RNA, 387 nt
Organism: Lactuca virosa
Lineage: Eukaryota; Viridiplantae; Streptophyta; Magnoliopsida; Asterales; Asteraceae
Source: the annotation of a GenBank genome assembly